Jatropha curcas is the source of this 2621-nucleotide messenger RNA. It is a transcript of the gene TTA1, whose product is annotated as class I heat shock protein, putative (DUF1423). Gene Ontology annotation, biological process: maintenance of root meristem identity; regulation of gene expression; root meristem specification. The record is from RefSeq and is a predicted model, not a curated record. Gene Ontology annotation, cellular component: nucleus. NCBI's taxonomy places the organism in Eukaryota, Viridiplantae, Streptophyta, Magnoliopsida, Malpighiales, Euphorbiaceae.
AUGUUUGGAGAGAAAGAUCAUCGUCUCUCCAACGGUGAGGCAGAAAGCUUGCAAAAUCAAGAAAACCCUGAAGACAAAAUUGGUAUGUCUCAAAAGGGGAUUGAUUUUCUUAGGGAAUCAAAGAUGGGUUUUCAUGGGUUUGCCUCAAAACCUCAAGAACUCACUCUUAGUUAUCUUUGUGAAAAUCCUAAAUUAGGUUUUGCUCAAAAGGGAAAGGAAGUUAUCAUGUCUGAGAAUUCAAAUCAAGAUGAGAAAUGGGUAGAGAGAGAUUUCAUGAAUCUGAGUGAAACCAAAUCCAAUUCUUCUUCAAAAAGGGAAAUCCAUGAAGAUGAAGAGAUUGACAGAGAGAAUUCCUCUAGAGAGAAAAAACCAAAGCUUGAAAGUACUUUAAAUCUUUCUUUAGCUUUACCUGAUGUUUCUCUUUCUCUCACUGCAUCAAAUGCAUUGCAAAAUGCUGAUGCUUUGAUAAAGCCAAAGCCUUGUAGGAGUAUACAGUCUUUAGGUGCAGCCCCAUCAAACAACACACAAACAACUUGUUCCAAUGAUUUCACUGCUGCUUCACUUUCGUAUUCAUAUUCUCAUCCAUUUUCACACAAUCCUAGUUGCUCUUUGACCCGUAAUUCAACUGAGAAUUAUGAGUAUUCUGUGGGGAAAGAUGAUCAAAUUUGGUGUGGAGGGGAAGGUACUAACGGAUCAGUUCAUAGUAGGUUUAGGCCUAUUGGGGAUGGGCUUGUUGCUUUGAACAAUAACAAUCACGGUGGUGGUAAUGGAGGAUUUUCAAUGAUGCAGCGGGUAACAAAUAAGGAUUCUCGUGUUAACAGUCUUUAUAGGACUGCUAGUUCUGAUAAUGUUUCAUUUUUCCCAUCUGAAUUGCCUGCUAAGCCGCGUUUAGAUGCUUAUUCAGGUGAUUCUAGGAGAAGGGAUUCUGAGAAUUUGAGAGGUAUAGAGGCUUUAGAUGGAGGAGGAAAGGCAAGAAAGCUCUCUAGACCGGAGAGAAUUCUCCGUGAGAUCGUAUCGGAGUCUAUUCCUGUUAUGGCUCAGAUAAUUCAAGAAUUAGCUGAAGAAACAUUGGAAUCAACUAAGGAGUACUUAAAGAAUCUUAUUUUGAUGCCUGAAAAGAGAGAAGAAUUAGCAGGUCUUCAGAACCGGCUAGAGAGAAGAUCUGAUCUUACCAAGGAAGCUCUCUUGAAGUGUCAAAAGGACCAGUUAGAGAUUUUGGUUGCAGUAAAAAUGGGGUUGGGAAGUUUUAUAUCGGGGAAAGUUCGAGUUCCUACAAAUGAAUUGGUGGAAAUUUUCUUGUAUAUGAGAUGUAGGAAUGUGAACUGCAAGAGCAUAUUGCCUGUUGAUGAUUGCGAAUGUAAGUUUUGCAGUGCAAACAAAGGAUUUUGCAGCUCUUGUAUGUGUCCGGUGUGUAUGAAUUUUGACUGUGCAAACAAUACUUGCAGUUGGGUUGGUUGUGAUGUUUGCUCCCAUUGGUGUCAUGCUGCCUGUGGUAUUCAAAAAAAUCUAAUCAGACCAGGUCCUGGCUUAAAGGGGUCAAAAGGGACUACAGAGAUGCAAUUUCACUGCAUUGGGUGUAAUCAUGCGUCAGAAAUGUUUGGAUUUGUAAAGGAUGUGUUUGUUUGUUGUGCCAAGGAUUGGGGUCUGGAAGCACUGAUAAAGGAACUUGAUUGUGUGAGGAAGAUUUUCAAGGGAAGUGAAGAUUCUAAAGGCAAGGAGUUGUAUAUUAAGGCUGAGGAGUUGUUCUCCAAGCUUGAGAGUAAAAUCAUGUCUCCUUCUGAUGCCUGUAACAUCAUCGUUCAGUUCUUCAAUUAUGCAGAUAGUAUUUCCGAUUUUCCUGCUUCUGGUGUAUCAGCAAAAGAAUUGAUGCCAACUGAAGCUAGUCUUAGAAAAGACAUGGCCUCUAUUCCACCAGCCACUUCUCUCCCUCCAAAAUAUGCCAUCUAUAAUAUGAGCUCUUCAAGUUGCCAGCGUGAUCCACUAUCAAAUGAUCUCCAUCGAAAUGACGUCAAGGCUGCACUGCUUAGUGACUUGAAAAUUGAAGACGAGUUUCAGUUUGGAAAGUUAUCUAAGAAAGAUGGACUUGAAAGCUUAGAAAGCAUUGUGCGGAUUAAAGAAGCAGAAGCCAGAAUGUUCCAGAGCAAGGCCGACGAAGCACGGAGAGAAGCCGAAAGUUUCCGUCGGAUGAUUCGGGCCAAUUCUGAGAAGUUGGAAGAAGAGUAUGCAGAGAAGCUUUCCAAACUGUGUUUGCAGGAGACACAGGAAAGGAGAAGGAAAAAAUGGGAAGAACUGAAGGUUUUGGAAAAUUCACAUUGUGAUUACUACAAUAUGAAGCUAAGAAUGCAAGCUGAGAUUGCUGGUUUGCUGGAAAGAAUGGAAGCCACAAAGCAGCAAUGGGUGUAAUUUAAUCCUUUUUUUUUUUUUUCUUUUUGCUUUUCUUCUCUUUUUAUUGACAGAGAUAAUAGAAAGUGUGUAAUUUGCUUACAUCUUCACCAUUAAUUUAAAGCUUGUUUCUCCAAUUGCAAAAUGGAGCUCUGGAAGUUGAUAGCUUUGUUCAAGAGAGCAGAAACAAAAAUUUGUUUGUAUAUUCAAUUUGUUGUAUGCUGUUGGAUUUGAUAGUA